Babesia bigemina is the source of this 636-nucleotide messenger RNA. RefSeq names its product ras-related protein Rab11A, putative. NCBI's taxonomy places the organism in Eukaryota, Apicomplexa, Aconoidasida, Piroplasmida, Babesiidae. Gene Ontology annotation, cellular component: recycling endosome. Gene Ontology annotation, biological process: exocytosis. The transcript has a single exon. The record is from RefSeq and is a predicted model, not a curated record. Bases 1 to 636 code for a protein of 211 amino acids. Gene Ontology annotation, molecular function: GTP binding; GTPase activity.
AUGGUGGCGGAUCAGAAUUAUGACUAUCUCUUCAAGAUAGUUCUCAUCGGCGACUCCAACGUCGGUAAGUCGAACCUUUUAGACAGGUUCGUAAAGGGCAAUUUCAAGCUCGACUCCAAAAGCACCAUUGGCGUCGAGUUCGCCACGAAAAAUGUCACGCUCAACAACGGAAAAAUCGCAAAGGCACAAAUUUGGGACACCGCCGGACAGGAGAGGUACCGUGCCAUCACCUCGGCUUACUACCGCGGAGCCAUGGGUGCCAUCAUAGUCUAUGACAUUGCCUGCAAGGCGAGCUUCAGUAGCGUUUCGAAGUGGCUCACGGAGUUGCACGACUACGCAGAUGCGAACAUCACUAUAUGCCUUGUCGGAAACAAAAGCGACCUCACUCACCUGCGUGAGGUCGCAAAGGAGGAUGGAGAGGCAUUUGCAAACGAAAACGACCUCAUAUUCUUCGAGACGUCGUGUCUGAACAGCGAAAACGUCGACGUGGCAUUUAAGGAAUUGCUCAGCAAAAUCAGCGAUAAGAACACGAGAUUCGACGACGGGGGCGCCUCGCUUACUGAUGCGCAGAUGCCGAAGAACACGGUCGUUCUCGGCGUCAAAGGCGGCAAAAGGAAGAAAGGGAAGUGCUGUUGA